Olea europaea var. sylvestris is the source of this 969-nucleotide messenger RNA. RefSeq lists its product as uncharacterized. NCBI's taxonomy places the organism in Eukaryota, Viridiplantae, Streptophyta, Magnoliopsida, Lamiales, Oleaceae. The record is from RefSeq and is a predicted model, not a curated record. The transcript is spliced from 5 exons. Bases 1 to 969 code for a protein of 322 amino acids.
AUGAGAUUUUCGGAUGAACAAGUCAACUUCAUUCAAAAUGGCUCUCGAAAUUUUAAUCCCUUUUCACAAACAUAUAACUCAGGAUGGAGGCAACACCCAAACUUCAGAUGGUCGGAUAAUCAGCAAGAGAGCAGUUCAAAAAAUAACCAGCUAGAGAAAAAAACCAAGUUUGGGGGAGAUGUUCGACCAAUAUAUGCAGAAGACAAACAAGAGAUACAUGUGAAGAGACCAGACAGAAAAGACAAAGAAGUAAUGGAUGAAGAGGUUGGGACAGAAGUAGAGUCUGAACAACCAACUAACGAGGAGGAUAAAGGGAAAGAAAGACCCACAUUGAGAGCACCCUGCCCCUUGAAAUCCUAUUUUGCCAAGUUUGUGGAGAUUUUCAAGAAUCUGCACAUCAAUAUUCCGUUUGCAGAUGUAAUAGCCCAAAUGCCCAGUCAUGCCAAAUUCUUGAAGGAGAUCUUGUCUAACAAAAGGGAGCUGGAAAAACAUGAGACUGUCCGCCUAAACGAGGAAUACAGUACCAGUGUUAAUUUGAUGUCCCUCUCUGUUUACAUGUCUCUUGGAUUAGGAGAAGCAAAACCUACAACCAUCUCUUUGCAAUUGGCUGACAGAUCGAUCAAACGACCGAAGGGGAUCAUUGAAGAUGUGCUAGUCAAAGAGGAUUCAAACAUCCCUCUAAUCUUGGGAAGACCUUUCUUGGCUACCGGAAGAGCGUUGAUUGAUGUUUACAAUGGAAAGAUGAUUCUUCGGGUGGACAAUGAGCAAGUAAUAUUCAACAUGUUCAAGGCGAUGAAACAUCCACUGACUUCAGACACUUGUUGUCAAGUAGAUGUUCUUGAAGAACUUAUGGUAGAUACAUUUGAGAUAGAGCAUCAAAUAAUUCUUUGUGAAGCAGAAAUUGCACAAUCGAGAGCAACAAGUGCAGAAAAACUGAAUGUGUUGUCAACUUGGCUUAGCAGCCAAUAG